GAGUGUGCAGAGCGAGAGAGACGCGUCGCCCUCCUCCUCCAACCCGCCGCCGCAGCAGCGCGUCCCUCGGCGUUCCUGCGCGAGCGUAGUAGGGUUAGGGUUAUUUUGGCGUUGUCGCCGCCAUGGCGAUCCUCUCGGAGCUCGGGACGGAGGUGUUCGUCCCCGUGGCCGCGGCCGUGGGCAUCGCGUUCGCCGUCGUGCAGUGGGUGCUCGUCGCGCGGGUGAAGCUCAGCGAGGACGCGGCGGGCGCGUCGGGGGGCGGUAAGAACGGCGGGUACGGGGACUACCUCAUCGAGGAGGAGGAGGGGCUCAACGACCACAACGUCGUCGUCAAGUGCCGCGAGAUCCAGAGCGCCAUCUCCGAAGGGGCAACAUCGUUUCUCUUCACGGAGUACCAAUAUGUUGGUAUCUUCAUGUCGAUCUUCGCUGUUGUGAUCUUCCUCUUCCUUGGUUCGGUCGAGGGAUUCAGUACAAAGAGCCAGCCUUGCACAUACAGCAAGGACAAGUACUGCAAGCCAGCCCUUUUCAAUGCACUCUUUAGCACCGCGUCUUUCUUGCUUGGAGCUAUCACCUCUUUGGUCUCUGGUUUCCUUGGAAUGAAGAUCGCCACAUUUGCCAAUGCCAGAACUACCCUGGAAGCGAGGAAGGGUGUUGGGAAGGCGUUUAUCACCGCUUUCCGCUCUGGUGCUGUCAUGGGCUUUUUGCUUGCAUCAAGUGGUCUUGUGGUUCUUUACAUUACCAUUAAUGUAUUUAAGUUGUAUUAUGGUGAUGACUGGGAGGGUCUUUUCGAGUCUAUCACUGGUUAUGGCCUUGGUGGCUCUUCCAUGGCUCUCUUCGGAAGGGUUGGUGGAGGCAUCUACACUAAGGCUGCUGAUGUGGGUGCUGAUCUUGUUGGCAAGGUCGAGAGGAACAUCCCUGAAGAUGAUCCUAGGAACCCAGCUGUGAUUGCUGACAAUGUUGGUGACAAUGUCGGUGAUAUUGCUGGAAUGGGAUCAGAUCUCUUUGGCUCAUAUGCUGAAUCAUCCUGUGCUGCUCUUGUUGUUGCAUCUAUCUCAUCUUUUGGAAUCAACCAUGAUUUCACUGGCAUGUGCUACCCACUGCUUGUCAGCUCUGUUGGCAUCAUCGUUUGCUUGAUCACCACACUCUUUGCAACUGAUUUCUUUGAGAUCAAGGCAGUGAAAGAAAUCGAACCUGCUCUGAAGAAGCAGCUCAUCAUCUCCACUGCUUUGAUGACUGUUGGUAUUGCAAUAAUCAGCUGGCUGGCCCUCCCGGCGAAGUUCACUAUCUUCAAUUUUGGUGCUCAGAAGGAAGUGACCAACUGGGGCUUGUUCUUCUGCGUUGCAAUUGGUCUGUGGGCUGGUCUGAUCAUUGGUUUUGUGACAGAGUACUACACUAGCAAUGCAUACAGCCCUGUGCAAGAUGUUGCAGAUUCCUGCAGAACUGGUGCUGCCACUAAUGUCAUAUUUGGUCUUGCUCUGGGAUACAAAUCAGUUAUCAUCCCAAUUUUCGCUAUUGCCGUCAGCAUCUAUGUCAGUUUCUCUAUUGCUGCAAUGUAUGGCAUUGCAGUUGCGGCUCUUGGCAUGCUAAGCACCAUUGCAACUGGCCUUGCCAUUGAUGCUUAUGGCCCUAUCAGUGACAAUGCUGGUGGAAUCGCUGAGAUGGCUGGUAUGAGCCACAGAAUCCGUGAGAGGACUGAUGCCCUUGAUGCUGCUGGCAACACAACUGCUGCUAUUGGGAAGGGUUUCGCCAUUGGAUCAGCUGCUCUGGUGUCCCUUGCACUCUUUGGUGCCUUUGUCAGCAGAGCUGGAGUGAAGGUUGUUGAUGUCCUGUCUCCAAAGGUCUUCAUUGGUUUGAUUGUUGGAGCCAUGCUUCCGUACUGGUUCUCUGCCAUGACCAUGAAGAGUGUUGGAAGUGCUGCCCUCAAGAUGGUUGAGGAGGUUCGGAGGCAAUUCAACACCAUUCCUGGGCUGAUGGAGGGAACCACCAAGCCUGACUAUGCGACCUGUGUCAAGAUCUCCACUGAUGCUUCCAUCAAGGAGAUGAUUCCUCCUGGUGCUUUGGUGAUGCUCACCCCGCUCAUCGUCGGAACCCUGUUUGGUGUGGAGACUCUUUCUGGUGUUCUGGCUGGUGCUCUUGUUUCUGGAGUACAGAUUGCCAUCUCAGCAUCCAACACUGGUGGUGCAUGGGAUAACGCAAAGAAGUACAUUGAGGCUGGUGCCAGUGAGCAUGCACGGACCCUCGGCCCCAAGGGAUCAGACUGCCACAAGGCCGCUGUGAUCGGUGACACCAUUGGAGACCCCCUCAAGGACACAUCAGGCCCGUCGCUCAACAUCCUCAUCAAGCUCAUGGCCGUCGAGUCCCUUGUGUUUGCGCCUUUCUUUGCCACACACGGUGGUCUGCUGUUCAAGUACCUCUAAGAACACAAUACCAGUGGCAGCGGUACUACGAUGAGUAAGAUCUACGGACAUCACGAAUAACAUCUGCCAGCUGCUCGUAUGUUGUGCUUGGCAUGGCCGCGCUGUUUUUUUCGGUCUCAUGUUGUCUCAGGAUUGCUGUUGUCUUUUCUUUGGCCUCUUGGAGGUGUUACCUUAGCCUUACUGUUAGCUUCACUUAGGAGAUACCAGAGUCCAGAUGUUCCCCCAUCUCUGGUGCUGUGUCCGGCAAAUUUUCCUCGUCCCAUGAUGACGAUGAUAAUGUUGAACUCCUGGACAAUGAGAUGUUGAUUGUUGCAUGUUAGUUACUGGUGGUACAUCUCUCCAGCUGAUCAAUUUGCAGUCAUUUUCCA
This is a messenger RNA of Oryza brachyantha (malo sina), 2785 nucleotides long. RefSeq names its product pyrophosphate-energized vacuolar membrane proton pump. NCBI's taxonomy places the organism in Eukaryota, Viridiplantae, Streptophyta, Magnoliopsida, Poales, Poaceae. Gene Ontology annotation, molecular function: diphosphate hydrolysis-driven proton transmembrane transporter activity; inorganic diphosphate phosphatase activity. The transcript is spliced from 8 exons. Gene Ontology annotation, cellular component: membrane. Gene Ontology annotation, biological process: proton transmembrane transport. The record is from RefSeq and is a predicted model, not a curated record. The coding region runs from base 123 to 2417 and encodes 764 amino acids.